UGGAAGCGGCACGGAAUGCUGGCCCUGAGCAGAUUGUGCCUCACAACUUCGCCGCUUUCAACAACUACCUCGAGUGGUUCCAUGAGAACACGCGUAUCGAGUUAGUUAAGCACGCGUAUCCUGAGGAGAUCUUGGACGACCCCAUCCAGUUCGAUGAGGUUGGGCAAAGCCAGCACGACAGAUUUGCUCGCAGAGGGAGAUCGACUUCUAUUGCUUCCGAGCUGAACUUCGUGCGGAAGGAGAUCGAAAAAACAGCUGAGGAGUGCGAGGUUAUGUGGGAGCAGAGCGGGAGAGAUGACAAGCCUGUCCGACCGUUGCGGUAUUUCAUUAAGAACACUGCACGAAAGAUGCGGCGGUUAGCCAGCUUGCUAGGUUGCCGGGAAGCCGAAAUCGCUACAUCUUCCUCUUCAGAAGAGCGGGAGAUUCCUGAGGACGAGCUAAUUCUGAGUCAAGCCAUACUUCCAAAGCGUACCUCCAAGCAAGCCGCACGGUCAGCUUACCAGUUGAAGCCAAGGGGCAAGGGUCCAAACCGGUACACUCCGGAAGAUUAUGUCGACCGAGGAAAGAAGGUUGUCACUGAGGAGGAUGAGGGGCCGCGGCGGAGAUCAGAUAUGUCGAGGAUGAGGAACGACGAGCCGUUCUCUUCAGAGGAGGAGGAGGAUGAGGAGGAGGAGGAGGAGGAGCAGGAGCAGGAGCAGCAGGAGCAGCAGCAGGAGCAGCAGCAGGAGCAGCAGCAGGAGCAGCCACGGCAGCGGACGAAGAGGAUGGCCGUCCGGAAGCAGCCCGCGAGGACGGCACGUCGAGGACGCUACUAGGAUGUGCCCACGAGUUGUUGUGAACUCUAUAUUCAUAAGUAUCGAUUUGUGAACCCUAUGUCAUGUCGAACCAUGGUCUGUAAUGCUACUUGUUGUUUGAAUCUACGUGCUCCAAUGUGACCUAUGAAGUGUUAUAUGUGUAUGUCAUGAAAUUGCUACUUGUU
This is a messenger RNA of Lolium perenne, 979 nucleotides long. RefSeq lists its product as uncharacterized. The record is from RefSeq and is a predicted model, not a curated record. NCBI's taxonomy places the organism in Eukaryota, Viridiplantae, Streptophyta, Magnoliopsida, Poales, Poaceae.